Molecule: messenger RNA, 3887 nt
Organism: Scatophagus argus
Lineage: Eukaryota; Metazoa; Chordata; Actinopteri; Scatophagidae
Product: stress response protein NST1
Exons: 2
Coding region: 253-2280 (675 amino acids)
Molecular function (GO): neuropeptide hormone activity
Source: RefSeq, a predicted model, not a curated record
CUCAAUUGUACAUUAGCACCAGUGCUGCUGCCAUACAAACACACCACGCAACUAAAUAAAGAACCGCCAGUUUGUUUGUUUUUCCUUGAUGUUGGUCACAGGCUGAAGAGAGAGGGGGGAACACACAGAAAUUCUCUCAGGUGAUCCUCUCUUCAUGAAAUAAUCUUGGCUUUACCCGCGUUGCGAGUUUCACCACUUCCCCACCCCCCCAGUGGGACUCCAGGUGCUUAACCUCCCUCCUGCCAGUUCUGCAUGGUCAUGACCUGUCAUCACGCCCCUUCCACAGCCCACCUCGUCCUAUUGGUCCUGCUCAUUGUCACUCCACAGCUGGCUGGCACCGCCCCUGCGUGGGGUGAGGGAGGGGAGGGAGGGGUGCAGGGGCGCACCCGGACAGACCAUAGAGAGGACAACCACGGCCCCUUCCUCUCGCCCCUGCCCCAUAGUCUCUCCAGCUCUGACAACGUGUCACUAGACCGGGGCCGGGGCCCAGGUCAAGAUAACCAAUCAGAUAAAGUGACUGACCCUGCGCAGGUGCUCGCCGUUCUUUUGGAGGCCCUGGACCACCCUGACGAGGGUGAAAUCCAGGCGAGCAGAAACAGAGACUGGCAAAAGGAUCAGAGUCAGGAGCUGCCCUCCACUGGAGGCUUGGAGGGUGGUGAGAUAAGGAGAGCAGGGGAGACAGAGGGAGAGAGGGUGGUGGUGGAGGAGGGGCGAGGGGCUGAUAAGGCUAUUGAACAGCUAAUUGUAGGCCAUUUGACAGCUGCUCAGGGUGAUGACUUAAAAGAAAGGGAUGAGGAGGAUAAAAACACAAGGUCAGAGAAGGAUCAGGGGUGGUCUGUGGAGGAUGUGGGACCUGAUAGUGUUAGUGAGGAGGAUGGGAAAGAAGAAGAAGAUGAUGGGCAGGGGGAGGGAAAUGAUUUAGAAAGUUUUUUGACCAAGGCCAGAUCAAGUUCCACCUCACAGGGAGAUGAUCCCUUGCUGCAGCGCAAAAUAAGAGGCUACUUCCAAAACAUUGACUUGGGUCUCCAAGAUAAUGAGAUCCUGCCUCCUCUGAAGGGCUACAAGGCGUACAACACUCAGCUCGCACGAGCUGGAAAGAAGCUGCAUUGGCAGGAAAAUCGGUCGGGCAACCGACAAGUCAAGGGGGGCAACUUCAUGGAUGACUUUGAGGAUGAAGGAGAGGAGCUGGAGGAGGAGGUUGAAGAAGAAGAGGAGAGCCUCUCACACAUGGAAGAGGAGGCGAGAGCACGUGCAGAGAAACAGGAGGUGCUCCGGCAGCAGGAGGAGGCGGAGCGAGCCAGAGAGGAGGAGCAGAGGUUGGCAGAUAUAGCCUCUGACAUGUUGCUGCAGUACAUGGGGAGGAAACAGCAGUCCUACAUGAAGCCCCGGCAGAAAAGCAGCGUGGGAGCUGCCGGCAACACUGCUGAGGACAAGCGCUCAGAGGAGGUCAUCCCCGAUGAAGACGACCUGGACCAGCAAAUGAUCGACAGGCUGAUUGAGAUCAGCAGCAAGCUGCACUUGCCCGCUGAUGAUGUAAUUGAGAUUAUCAGUGAUGUGGAGGAGAAGAAGAAGAAAAGGAAAGAGUUGCAGCUGCAGCCAACCAACAGCAACCCUGUCGCCCCACGUUUCAGGCCUCUCGUACCUCCUCCUCUGGCUGCUCCACCGAUCUACCACUACACAGCCUCAAAAAACCCCAAGAAAGACCCUUACAAGUACAACAAGUCUAACAAGAAAUGGCACAAGGACAAAGUCAAGUCAUACAAACAGGACUAUUGGUAUAAGCCUCAGAAGCAGCUUGACUACUGGUAUAAGCCACAGAAACAAUUUUUAGCCUUCCCCUCCUAUCCAUACUACCAGAAGCCAUAUCGAGCAUACUAUCCUGUUUAUUUCCCAUAUCCCAAACCAGAAUAUUAUGGCAAGCCCGUCCCAUCCAGAGACCAGCCGUUCGGCCCCCAGGAGCUUGACUUCCAGGCCCCGAGGCGCAGGAACAGGGGUGGGGGUAAGAACCGUGGACAGGGCUGGAGGCAGCAGCCAGCGCCACGCCUGCCUCUCACUCCUUAUAUCUCUAACUAUAUCCUUCCUCACCCACGGACCUACCAACCCUUACCUCCGCCCAAACCAAUAACGCCACCGAGGAGAGGCAGGCGACCCCCCUACUACUAUCCCCAAGUCACACCAGGAGACGACUAUGAGGAAGAUGGGCUGGUGCCUCAGCUGGACAGUGAGGAGGAACUGGAAAACUUUAUUGAGAGGAUCUACAUGAAACGCAGAAUGUAUUGAAAGACUUUUUGGACAUUUGUCAGAUCAGAGGGACUCACAGAGGUGGGAUAGAUAUUCAUUAGCGAGUGAAAAGCUAAAAGAAAGGUUGAAAAAAUAAAGACUCAAAGGAGGUGUGUGUUUUGAGCCUGAUGGAAAUUUAAGGGUCAAGAAGUGAAAAAGUUAGAUUUGUGUUGUUUUAAUCACUGUAUUUUUGUUGAUUUUCUUGGUCAGGGAGAGGAUGAAGGGGUCCCAGGUUAAGCUCCCUGUAAUCAUGUUCAGCCUCUUGCUCAGUUUACAUUUUGAAACAGAACAUACCAUGGUGUAUGUCUGCCUCCAUUCAGGUCAAUCUCUGAUGCUCUUGCAGAGUUUUUUAGAGUAUACACACACACACACACACACACACACACACACACACACACACACACGCAGGCACACACAAGGCACAUACAUCAACACACCAACAUAUUAUCGGAUUUUUGACACAUUCACAAGCAGAUGUGCCCAUUAUAAGAGAACCAUGUUUACAACAUCACUUUGUAUUUUUUGUUUUGUAUCCUGUAUGUCAUAUUACAACACUUAAGUAGUUCAAUGACUUCUUAGCUACAAGAUUAUAAAAAACUGAACACUGCUAAUGUCAAAUGUUGACAGUAUAUUUUUGUUGUAUUUGAUGUGUGUAAUUGCCUUUCUUAUUCUCGAUUGGAUCAACUUUAAACAGCUGCAAUUCUCAAAGGUGCCACAUACACACAUUUCAGCUUCAAACUCGAGAUUCAGAUUUUUGCCUUACAAGCACCAUGGUUCUAUAAAGGGAAAUCUCAUAUUGCAUAUUACCAUCACAACCGGUCCCAAUGUAGAAACCCUGUGGACUCCAAAAGCACAAACUUAAACACUAAACACUUCCAACAUGGUGGACGAAGGGUUUUCAAUCAUUUUGGGAUCCAGAAGUUAUUGUGUGAACAUAUUUAUAUUUAUGGCAGAUCCACCACGAUCACCAUCACCAUAUAGUACUCCUUAACCAUGAAGGAGUCCUUCAUAUUUUUUUCUCAUAUUCUCUCAUCGUUCAUCUCUAAUUCACAACUUUUUUCCUCCAAACAUCGUUCUUUCGAUAUUUUUCUUGUAUUGUAUCCAUUAUCUCUAAUUUUCCUUUCUUUACAAAAAUACUUGAAAUCAUGCUAUCUGUUCUGCAGCCUUUUAAAACAGAUUUCCACCAAGAGGCUACAAACAUUUUGUUCAUUUUCAGGAGAAAUUCAUUGAAGAGUUUCAGGCCGGGGAGUCAGGGAUUGUGCUUAAACCGUUAAAUGCACGUCUUUCUACUUGCAUCUUAAAAAAUGAACAAAAAAAAAGAACAAAAAAAGAGAAAAAAUAAAACAGUAUGGAGAAUUCGAGACAAUUGUUUUCUCUGAAUAAACUGUGAACAUAAAAAAAAAAAUCUCAAAGGAAGAGGGCCACUGUGUUCACAGUGAAGCCAUCUGUCUUGUAAAAGGAGAGUGUUGUUGUUGAUGUCACCUUUAGCAUUGUAAGAUGUACAGUGUGAAAUAAAUAUGCCCGUGCAAUGUGUAAAUAACAGCAUGAUGAUUACUAGUUUUGCUAUAUGAUAAAAAAUAAAAGCAAUUAUUUUAUUAAAGUUCAGU